Lotus japonicus is the source of this 1373-nucleotide messenger RNA. RefSeq lists its product as uncharacterized. NCBI's taxonomy places the organism in Eukaryota, Viridiplantae, Streptophyta, Magnoliopsida, Fabales, Fabaceae. Bases 598 to 1224 code for a protein of 208 amino acids. The record is from RefSeq and is a predicted model, not a curated record. Gene Ontology annotation, cellular component: RNA polymerase III complex. Gene Ontology annotation, biological process: DNA-templated transcription; transcription initiation at RNA polymerase III promoter. The transcript has 9 exons.
AGAUCUCUCUCCUCUCACAGUCACCACGCACGCACUCUGCACUCACGCUCUCAUUCUCUGAUUUCCCAAGCUGGCCAAGCACCACCACCGGCCACCACCACGCCGGUCGCCGCCGCCGCACCACCACGUGCCACUCUCCAGCCGUGCGCCCCUGCCUUUGGCUGUGCCUCUGCGGUUCUAAUUUCUACAGGAAGGUCAUAGACAAAUUUGAACCCCCUGACCCCGGGGUCCUGGAUCCGCCACUGGGUUAUAUGACUCAGUGGACCAAAAAUAAAGGGCAACUGACAAACUCUUAGAAGGGUAUGAGUCUCAAUGUCAUAAACAUAGGCUGUGGAUUUCUUUAAUCAAGUGAAUAUCCUGUUUGGUACGCUUACAGAAUUAUGUAUGCCAAAUAACUGUCCUUCAAUGACUGCAGGACCAAAUACAAACGAAACUAAUAUCAAAAUUGGAAGAACUUGUAUCUCCCCUUUGGCAAUUAGCAGUGAAGCUCCGCUGGUCAAGGAAACAAAUACUUUAUUUUGUGGUUGUCCCUAAUAUUAAGAAUCCUAACAUAUUUCCUCUGGACCUCCUCGGACUCUGUAAUUUGGUUCAGGCAAAAUGUUCUAUCUCAGUAGAAUUGAGCAUAAAUUGCCCUUGCCUCCUCCUCUUCUUGCCCUUCCCCUCCGAGAAGGCAUACACAUAGAGCUUGAGAAGCUUUUCUUGGAUAAGGUUAUUGCAAACUUGGGCCUUUGCAUAUCUGUUUAUGAUAUCAGAUCCAUUGAGGGGGGGUUUAUCUACCCUGGUGAUGGUGCUCCGACUUAUAAGGUGGUAUUCAAUUUGAUUAUGUUUCGUCCAUUUGAAGGGGAGAUUAUUACUGCAAAGCUUCUUUCAUCUGAUGAAGACGGCUUGCGCUUGUCCCUUGGAUUCUUCGAUGAUAUUUAUAUUCCUGCUCACAACCUGCCCAGCCCAAACCACUUUGAGGCUGAACCAAUAAAUAGCAAGAAAGGCACAUGGUAUUGGAAUUAUGGGGAUCAACCUUUUCCUAUUGAUGAUACUAAUGAGGAGAUCAAGUUCCAAAUUCAGAGUGUGAGUUACCCACCGAUUCCAGUUGAACUUCCAAAAGACUCCAAGCCAUUUGCCCCUAUGUUGAUCACUGGAUCAAUAGAUUUUGAUGGUCUGGGCCCUGCUUCUUGGUGGCCAACAGAAGAGGUUGAGGACGAGGAAACGCAAAUUGAAGAAAGUUAAACCUUUGUCAAGUGAUGUAUUCAUUGCAAGUUUAUGCUCGGUGCUUAGAAGAAAGUGGUCGCUGCUUGAAUGAUUCAAUGCAUAUUUUAAAGAUUAUUCAUUAUUGGCUUAAUUGCACUUUUCAUCCCUGAUAUAUACCCCUUGUGCAA